This is a messenger RNA of Papaver somniferum (opium poppy), 2762 nucleotides long. RefSeq lists its product as uncharacterized. The record is from RefSeq and is a predicted model, not a curated record. Gene Ontology annotation, molecular function: zinc ion binding. NCBI's taxonomy places the organism in Eukaryota, Viridiplantae, Streptophyta, Magnoliopsida, Ranunculales, Papaveraceae. Gene Ontology annotation, cellular component: nucleus. The transcript has 7 exons. Bases 226 to 2262 code for a protein of 678 amino acids.
CUAAUGCAGGAUUUGCCCUAAAAAGAGUGCGAAAAAGAAAUGCCCCUACCGCUACCAGUAGUCUCUCUAUGUUCAGAACAUCAGCAAUUUUACUUCGUUUAAAAUUCUCCGCUGAUGAAUGCUUUACUGAGCUGAUUUUAGUGGUGACGGUGCUUGUGCUGGAAGGUUUACUACGGGUUCGAUUGAUCAAAAUUUGAAUAUCUUUCUUUACAAUUUAUCAAAAUCAUGGUAACAGAAGAAGAAUCAGAGAAAAGGAUUCAGUCGAUCAUGGACAACAUCUUUCGUACUCCUAAACCAAAAUCCAUCACAAGUGUUUCUGGGAAAGAAACUUCCAAGAGAAAAAGAGGGGAUUCUACAAAUGAAUCAUCCGAAUCAAGUAAUUCAACUGGGGGUGUUCUUUCAGUGGGAAGAUUUAAGCGUCCUGCUAUUCUGUGUGGGUCGUCAUUGUCUUCAGAAGCUCCCUUAUGUAGACCAUGGGAUAGAAGUGAUCUUUUGAGAAGAUUAGCGACAUUCAAGUCAAUGACCUGGUUUGGAAAACCUAAGGCAGUAAGUGCCAUAAAUUGUGCACUGAGAGGCUGGAUCAAUGUGGAGAUGGACAUAAUAGCUUGCGAGGCUUGUGGAUCACGUCUCCUUUUCUCCACCCCUUCAUCCUGGUCAAGGCAACAGAUUGAGAAAGCAGCAGCUGUGUUCAGCUUAAAGCUCGAUAGUGGACACAAAUUACUGUGCCCUUGGAUUGAUAAUGCGUGCGAAGAGAGAUUAGCACAGUUCCCGCCAACUACCCCCCCAGCUUUAGCUGAUAGCUACAAAGAACGCUCCUCUGCACUAUUGCAACUAUCAGCUCUACCCAAGGUUUCUUCUUCAGCAAUCGAUUACAUGAGGAGCCUUCAACUGGAGGGUUUUCUGGAAGAAACAUCAACUCUAGAAAUUGGUCCUGGAGAAGCUUCUGCAGUUACCUACUUUGGUAGUGUAGAUGGAAGACUUGAUUCAAACUUGUAUUACCAGGCUUUAAAACUCAUUGCUUUAUGUGGAUGGGAAAUUCGUACACUACCAUAUGCGGUUGACUGCGAUGUCCCCACUCAAUCUUCAGCAAAUAUCCGUCCCGAGGAGUCCUCAUUACAGGUUCUAAAUCAAAAAAGAAACAGCGUAAUUAUGAGCUCAACAACUGGUGGUGAUGAGACGGAUAUUGAUGAGGAACGACAAUCUCUUAGUGAAUUACAAUCUGAUCCAGCAUCUUCUGUUUUGGACUGUAGGCUUUGUGGGGCUAGUGUUGGGCUUUGGGCUUUUUCCACAAUUCGACGGCCUUUGGAAAUGUUUAGGUUAAUUGGAUCUUCUGAAGUCAAUGGUCGGAAAGACCCUGGAAACUAUUCUUUGAUUGGGAACACUUCAGGGGUUGGUGGGCCAAGAGAAGAAGCCCAUGUUGCUUCUAACGGAAUCAUGAGCGCUGUUGCGUCACUGAAGGAAAAACCUUUGAGUUUGAAUUUGUCGAUAGCUGGAGGUCCUUCACCAGCCAAACAGAAUUACAGAGCAACAGUUUCUCUUCCUGUCGUGAGCCGCCAUUUUAGAUCCGUCUCGUCUAAGUCUGAUGUUAGAGACCGCACAUCAUGUGCUUUGGAUAACACCAACUCAAUUCAGGAGAAAGAUCACACAUACAAUACUCCUUGUGUGCAAAUUGCUCAGACUGACGUUAGGUCAGAUAAGCGCAAAACAACCGAGUUUGGCAGUAAUGUGCAAUCACGUUUGAAUAGUGAAUUUAACGAAGUCGAUCCUCUCAGGAAUGAAAUUAACAGUGAUACUCAAGAAAGAGACUGCCUUGGUAUUGGCUCUGAUAGUAGUUUGUUAGUUUGUGAAGCUGGAAAUAAUGUUACGUCUUCUGUGGAUGCAAAUGCAGAUAGUGCUGGAAAAAAGGAUUCAAAAAUAGUUAAUGAAGGACCCAAUGUCCAGAAAUCUCUGGAAAUGCAAAUCACUACACCCUCAGCUCAUUGCUCAGGGAAAGAAGUAGAGGAAGCUCAACUAGACCACGCCGUGGAGUUCGAUCCAAUCAAACAGCAUAGGCAUUUUUGCCCCUGGAUUAUAUCAACUGGCAAUGUUGCGCCUGGGUGGCAACAAACACUCAAGGCUUUAGAUCAUGAGAAAGACCCUUCCCAUCUUACAAUCACAAGCUCUCCUCCAUCUACGCCUAUGUUAGAGCUAGAUGAUCCCAUUACUUCAAUCAGAAAACUUUUCACGUCUCCAUCAUCAACAAAGAGAAAGAAGGUCACCUAAUUGUCAAGAUUCUGGAUAGUUUAUCAUCCUCCAAUGGACAUUUGGAAGAGAGAGAGAGAGAGAGGGGGUAUCUUAAAUGGAUUUUGAAAUACUUCUCCAACUGCCUCUAUUAUCAUGAUCGGAGAGUCAUUCCUAUCUAUUUCUGUUUCUUGUUUUCUUUUUGGUAUUUGCUGACAACGCUCAUAUGUUAUCUCCGAAGGUGUACAUGCUUUAAAGGUUGAAGAAGAUCUGAAGAGCUAAUCGUCUUACAGUUUAGCUCAUGUACCAGAAACCUAGCGUGCAUUCAGUUUAGAGGUUGCGAUUUAUCUCUAACCCGCUGUAUUAUUAUGUUUAUUAUAAUUGGAAGACCAAUAGAAGGUGUUCUGUAUUCUUCCCUACUUAGCCCCGUUGAGAAAUUUUGUACACUCCUAUAAAUCAUUUGUAGAUGGUUUUAUGAUGCGCCAGUUCAAAUGGCAACCUGAUGAAUCAACAUGAAUUUGAGAUUUAUUUUAAAAUUUUCA